UUUUGUUUAUAUACAUACAUACAAACAUAUUAUACACAUGCAUACACGUAUAGAAUAGAAGAAAAGCAGCAGUAGUAGUAUAAGAAAAAUUUGCAAAAAAAAAAAAAUAUAAAACAAAACAUAGGAAAAACUAUCAGAGAAUAAAGAAAAUAAAGAUAAAGGCAGAAUACAAAAUAGAGAAAAAAAAAAAUAAAAAUUAAAAAUGUAUUUGUGGAUGUUUUAUAUUGCAAGUAUAACAUUAAGUUCAAUUGUAUGUGAUGACGUCACAAAUGGCGAACAAUAUAUAUCAAAGCAUACUGUGAUGGCUGUAUUUAGUCCAAUGAUACGUAGCCCUGGCCCAUGUAAAUAUUUUCCAGCAACAAGAAAACAAAAACAUCAAUGUGGAAAAGAUUAUUUUUUAGCUGAAGCUAUUAAAGAGGCAAGAACAUUAGCUGUAACACAUUGUGAACAACAAUUUGCUUAUGAUCGUUGGAAUUGUUCAAUUGAAACAAGAGGAAAACGAAAUAUUUUUAAAAAAUUAUAUAGAGAAACAGCAUUUGUACAUGCAUUAACAGCAGCUGCAAUGACAUAUUCAAUAUCAAGAGCAUGUGCUGAAGGUCGAAUGUUACGAUGUAAAUGUGGUGGUGAUUCAUUAAGAGCACCAAUGAAUUCGGUUCAAAAUAAUUUUCGUUAUGGUGGUUGCAAUGAUAAUAUAAAACAUGGUAAAAGAGCAACAAGAGCAUUUCUAGAAUUAAAAAAAUCUGAUGGAGAUGAAGUAUCAGAAUUGUUAAGGCAUGAUUCUGAGGUGGGUAUUGAAGUUGUUGCAUCUACAAUGAAAGAGAAAUGUAAAUGUCAUGGUGUAUCAGGUUCCUGUUCAAUGAAAACAUGUUGGAAAAAACUUUCUGAUUUCAAUACAACAGCUGUCAUAUUAAGACAAAAAUAUCAUGAAGCAAUACGUAAACCACCAUCAAAUAGAGCAUCUAGACGUGAAGCACCACUAAUAAAACGACCUAAAAGAAAAAAGGAAAAUGAAUAUUCUACAUUAUAUUAUAUGGAGACAUCACCAACAUUUUGUGCAGUAACACGUGGUAGACGUUGUUUACAUCCUGAAAAUUGUUCAACAUUAUGCUGUGGUCGAGGUUAUGAAACAAUGGUAGUUAAACAAAUAGAAAAAUGUAAAUGUAGAUUUAAAGAUGGACGUUGCUGUCAAGUGAUAUGCGACUAUUGUCUUCGAUAUGAGGAUAGAUAUUUUUGUAAAUAAAUUGAUAUUGAUAAAUAAUUUUAGAAAUGUGGAAAGGAAAGAUUUAAUUGAACUUAAUGAAGAAAGAAGAAAAAAAUUCAAAAAUUUCAUUUUAAAUGUAUUUAAUAAUAUUUUUUAAUUAAAUUUAAUUAUUAUAAUAACUAAAUGUAGAUAUAUGUGUAUGAAUACUUUAUGUAAAACAAAUUUUAAAUGGAGAAUUAUUCAAAAGUUUCAGAACUUUUUUAAUAUUUUAAACUGGAAACUAAUGAUAUUAAUAGGGAUGUGGA
Condylostylus longicornis is the source of this 1506-nucleotide messenger RNA. RefSeq names its product protein Wnt-4 (gene Wnt4). Gene Ontology annotation, biological process: canonical Wnt signaling pathway; multicellular organism development; neuron differentiation. The record is from RefSeq and is a predicted model, not a curated record. Gene Ontology annotation, molecular function: frizzled binding; cytokine activity. Lineage: Eukaryota; Metazoa; Arthropoda; Insecta; Diptera; Dolichopodidae. Gene Ontology annotation, cellular component: extracellular region. Bases 203 to 1240 code for a protein of 345 amino acids. The transcript has 4 exons.